AUGCUGGUACGUGGCAGUUAUGCGCAUCUAUUGUACAUGUGCACCCAAACGCGGAAAUGUGCCCUAUGUCGUGGAGAGCAGAGCGUGAAGAACGCUGCUGAAAUGACUGUUCAUUGGACGAAUAGGCACUUGGAUAUUUUGCGAAGGAUUCCAAUGUUCCGAUUGUGGCAUGACAUUCUGUCAUGUCGAGGAUUUCUGGGCGCAUCAGUGUCGUUCAUACUUUAUGCAGCAGAAAUGCAGUUGUGGCUUGAUACGGUGUUUUCGUCACGAACUGCUUUCCUCUUGCAUUUCGGAAUGCAUAUGGAUGAACCAAAUAUGACGUGUAAAUUAUGCAAAUUCAGGUUUGCAUCUCGGGUAGCUUUACAGAAUCAUCGGCUUUCCCAUGCGAUAUUGAUUAAUAGUUCCAAUGGCCGUCAGCUAGUUAUACUGGAUACAAAACUGGUGGUGCCGGAGCACCUUGAUGACAAGCGGGUGAAACGUGUCAAGGAGGUCGAGCCAUUGUCUGAAGAGAAACGAUCGUUUGUGAGCAACUCGGCGAAUCAUACGAUACUGCAAAAGAAUCUUCGGCCACAAUUGGAUGCUGCUGCGUUAGAUGUGCCAGAUGAUGACAUAAUUGAAAUAGAUAGCCCUAAAGUAGACGAUGAUCUUGUCGAGAGCGUCGACACAACGCAGGCUGCUCUUUCGGCUGAAGUACGAGUAGAGGCUGCUGAUGGUGUAGUUGAUGCCGGAUCGGGAAUGCCUGGUUACGUGGAGGAUGACGAGGAUGAUGCGAUUGAUGCAUCACUUCGCUGA
This is a messenger RNA of Cooperia oncophora, 792 nucleotides long. The record is from the annotation of a GenBank genome assembly. Lineage: Eukaryota; Metazoa; Nematoda; Chromadorea; Rhabditida; Trichostrongylidae.